Molecule: messenger RNA, 1898 nt
Organism: Anguilla rostrata (American eel)
Lineage: Eukaryota; Metazoa; Chordata; Actinopteri; Anguilliformes; Anguillidae
Product: transcription elongation factor A protein 1-like
Exons: 10
Coding region: 148-1092 (314 amino acids)
Biological process (GO): transcription elongation by RNA polymerase II; positive regulation of transcription by RNA polymerase II; DNA-templated transcription
Cellular component (GO): nucleus
Molecular function (GO): nucleic acid binding; zinc ion binding
Source: RefSeq, a predicted model, not a curated record
UCUUGUUGACUUGACUAGUCUAGUCUGUUUUUUUCUGCGCCUGCGUAGCCGGCGAGCAGUGUGUUGUUAUUUUUUGGCUGUGACUUUCCGUCGUUGAAUUAACUUGAAUUAAGGAUUGUUUAUACGUUUUCUUUUUUUAAAAACAAGAUGGGAAAGAAAGAAGAAGAAAUUAUUAGGAUAGCUAAGAAGAUGGAUAGGUUGGUACAGAAGAAAAGUGGGUAUGGGGCGUUGGAUCUGCUCAAAGAACUGAAGAAUAUCUCCAUGACGCUGGAGCUGCUGCAGUCAACCCGAAUCGGCAUGUCCGUGAAUGCCGUUCGCAAGCAGAGCACGGAUGAGGAAGUCACGACGCUGGCGAAAGCUCUCAUCAAAUCGUGGAAGAAGCUCUUAGACGGCCCUGCUGGAGGAGACAAAUCUUCGGGGGAGAAGAAAGAGGAGGAGGCCACCCGCCCGUCUUCGAGCCCCGCCCAUUUCAUGGCCACGCCCUCCCAGGACAGCCCUGAUCCUCAGGAGGAGAGUAAUUCCGGAAGCAGGAGUGAACCCCUGGACGUCUCCCACAAUUCCCUGAUCACCACCUUCCCACAAGCUCCGCCCACUUCAGACUCGGUCCGGACCAAGUGUCGGGAGCUGCUGUGCGCCGCGCUGCAGGCUGGAGAUGACUACAUCACCAUCGGUGCUGACUGUGAAGAGCUGGGAGCUCAGAUUGAGCAGUGCGUCUUCCAGGAGUUCAAAAACACAGACGUGAAAUAUAAGAACCGGGUCAGGAGCCGAAUCGCCAACCUGAAGGACGUCAAAAACCCCAACCUGAGGAGGAACGUCCUGUGCGGGAAUAUCAUGCCAGAGAGGAUGGCCAUGAUGACCGCAGAGGACAUGGCGAGUGACGAGCUGAAGGAGAUGAGGAAGACUCUGACCAAAGAGGCCAUCAGGGAGCACCAGAUGGCCCGGACCAGCGGCACCCAAACCGACCUGUUCACCUGCGGAAAGUGCAAGAAGAAGAGGUGCACAUACACACAGGUCCAGACCCGCAGCGCUGAUGAACCAAUGACCACGUUUGUGUUCUGCAAUGACUGUGGAAACCGGUGGAAGUUCUGCUGAAGGUCAGAGGUCGCUGUAAAAUAGACAGGAAGUUCACACCUGACGGAGCCACAGAAGAACGCACCAGCAUUUAAAAACGGAGGCGUGUCCUAUGAGGUCAUCCUCUGUGUUUAAUCCCCCCUCAGGCCAGACAUUUAUAGCUUUUAAAAACUGCCGAGACAGCCAGUGGUGUCACUGUAAGGCGUCUUUUCGAACAACUUUGAAUGUAGCUUCACUUUCAGUUUAAGUCAGACGGUUUUUUAAUGUUCAUUUUAAUGUAAGUCAUUUCCUUAGUAAAAAAAAAAUCUCAUUAAAAAAAAUAAUAAUAAUAAGUGAACUGUUUUUUUAUUUUUUGGGAUUUGGACCAAUAGACACUCUGAAAACCCAAAUGUACACAAAUGUUCCUUAGAGAGCUUUCUAAGCAGCUGUACAUACUAAUGUUGAUUCCCUCCUAUAUUAGACCACAGUAAACUGUUCUUGCCAGGGAUACAUGUGCAGUCUAAUGUUGUAGUUCCUAAUUAUGAAACAAAUGGUAGAUGAAAGAGCUAAUGGGGGUGAUUCAUAGUUAAAUAAUUAAGGGCAGAAGUGGGUUUUAAAUACUGAAGAGGGUUGGGACUCAUGCACCUCCAUCAAUAAUGGCCCCUAUCAGCCAUGGCUCCCCUGCAGCAGACUGCCUCACCUGGGCUCUUUCUAGCGGAUGUUUAAGGGUGGGAUGGAUGUGCUUGACUGCAGCACAAUGUCUGUGCGCUGGCAGGAAGUGAUGUCAGAGGUCUUCUGGUUCCUGAUAACUUGGCACAACUCGAAUUAAAGCUGUUGAUUACACAGUG